AUCUAGGUGCAGGUAUAUAGUUCCUUGAAAGUGAUAUCACAGGGAGGGUGGUCAAAAAGGUUUUCAGCACAUUGGCCUUCGUCAGUCAGAAUAUUGAGUAUAGAAUUUGGGAGAACAUGUUGCAGUUAUAUAAGAUGUUGGUGAGGCCACAUUUAGAGUAUUGUGUUCAGUUGUGGGCACUAUGUUAUAGGAAAGAUGUUGUCAAGCUGGAAAGGGUGCAGAGUAGAUUUACAAGGAUGCUGCCAGAACUCAAGGGCCUGAGCUAUGAUUGAACAUGUUAAGCAGGCUAGGACUCUAUUCCUUGGAACACAGAAGUACAAGAGGUGAUCUUAUAGAGGUGUACAAAUUCAUGAGAGGAACAGAUUGGUCUUACCCAGAGUUGGGGAAUCAAGAACCAGAGAACAUAGGUUUAAGGUGAGGGUGGGAAAGAUUUAAUACGCACCUGAAAGGUAACGUUUUUACACAAAGAAUGGUGUGUGUAUGAAGCAAGCUGCUGGAGGAGGUAUGUACUAUCGCAACGCAUAAGAAAUAUUUAGAUAUUACUUAAUAGGAUAGGUUUAGUGGGAUAUGGACCAAAUGUAGGUAGGUGGGACUAGUGUAAAUGGGAUAAUUUUGUCAGUGUGAGCAAGUUGGGCCAAAGGGCUUGUUUCCAUGCCGUAUGACUAUGAUACUAUGACUCUAUGAGAAUCUGACCCUUCGUCCCACACUAUCAUUGUCGAACUAGUUACCUGAAUAAACUAAACUCAUCUGGCUGCACAUGAUCCAUACCAUAUCCAUAGGAUAUUCCCUGCAUAUCCACAUGCUUAUAUAAAAGCCUCUUAAAUGCCACUAUCAUAUCUGCCUCCACCACCACACACUGCAGAGUACUCUGGGCACCAAUCAUCCUCUGUGUGAAAAGCUUGCCCCCCCGCAUCUCCUUUAAGCUUUGCCCCACUGCACGAAUCUAUGUUGGGACCGCUGCUGUUUGUGAUAUACAUAUAAAUGAUGGAUGCUAACAUAGAUAGGUUGGUUAAUAAGUUUGCAGAUGACACCCAGAUUGCCUGGGUUGCUGACUGUAUGAAAGGCUGUGUUACAGAAGGCAUAUGGUAUGCCACGACUAGGGCAUAUUAGCUACAGCGAGAGGUUGGAUAAACUUGUUUUGUUUGUUUGGUUGUGGGGAGACAUAUAGAAGUAUAUAAAAUGAUGAGAGAAUAGACAAUCAAAAUCUUUUUCCCAGGACGGAAAAAUCAAAUACCAGAGGGCAAAGUUUUAAGGUGAGAGGGACAAAGUUUAAAGGAGAUUUGCAGGGUAUGUUUUUUUGCACAGAAGGUGGUGAGUACGUGGAAUGUGCUGCCUGGAGGGUGGUGGUUGAAGUAGAUACGUUAGUGGCAUUGAAAAGACUUUUGCAAAGGGAUAUGGUUAUGCAGGAAAUGGCAGAAUAUGGGUUGUUCAGAUCGAUGUGAUGGUCUUGGCAUCAUGUUCGUCAUAUUGUGGCAAAAGAGCCUGUACUUAUGCUGUGCUGUUCAAUUAUAUCAUCCCAGGGGGCCACGUGAGUGGCAAUAGUGCGAAGUGUAAUGAAAAUAGGUGCUAAUAAAACAGGGCAUAACCCAAGCAAUAUUUAACAUAUAGAUACUAAGAAUGCAUUGGAAGGAACUGCAGAUGCUGGUUUCGAUUGAAAAUACACAAAAUGCUGGAGUAACUCAGCGUGACAGGCAGCAUCUCUGGAGAGAUGGAAUGGGUGACAUUUCUGGUCGAGACACUUCUUCAGACUGAUGUCAGGGGAGAGGGAUAUACAUAGAUAAGAAGUGUAAGGUGUGAAGACAGGCCAAAGGGGGUGGUGAUCAUUGAGAAUACACUGAAAGUAUUGAGUUUUGCCUUGUUUCUGUUUUGUUUAUUUUUUUUUAUUACGAACAUAGUUUAUUUUUGAAAUAUUAAAAAAACGGCGCUCUUCGUCCCUGAUAUAAAUCUAAAGCUUUAACUAUUCCGAUCGCAGAAACAGCGCACAGCGGCAUCGUACAUCAGACCGGGUGUACUGUUACUGUUAGGCCUCUCAUCACCGCCCUCAGUCCAGUGUAAAGUUGUUGCAACCCAACGCCUCCGCUUCUCUCAGACUCUCGCUCCCUCCAGAUACAGCCGCUUAAGCCCGUCACCAACUUCCUAAGAAGCUUUCCCUAAAUGCAUGAAAUAAAUCUAUUCUGCCCAUCACUCUGCACAGGUCAAGUUCACGCACUGCUGUAGCUUUGACCAAACAACCCCAUUCCGCCCGCACUGGGCCUUCGACAGCCGCCGGAACGGCGUUGCCCAGGCAACCACCCACCGCAGCCCAGCGCACUCCUCCGCGAUCCCAGAAUGCGCCGCUGCCGGGAGACCCGCAUCUAUCGUUGCCAAGCAACCGAUUAAAAUGGAGUCCCAGGAAAAACAAGAGGAGGUCGUGCAGGAGCAAUCUACAGAAAUCCCUACUUCUGAUGCUCCUGAUGGUGGCCAGAAGGAUGAGAAAGAUGAAAAUAAUAUGCAAGAGGCAGAAGGUUCUUCAGCUAAUGAGGAAGAGAAGCAGGAUGGAAAUGAAACCAAGAAGACAGAAGAAGCAACACUCGCAGAUGAUUUCUUCUAUGACUAUGAGGAAAUAUACUCAAAGCCGUUCAUUUCAUCAACAGCACGGAUACCAACAAAUUUGCUUGUCCUCAUUCAUUCUUUUGGCUAUGACAGUACCCGACGAGCGAAUUUACAACUCAUUGGCGAGCAAACCAUCAUGUUUGUGGCUGGCAAUCUAGUGAAUUUCAUGGAUAUUAGGACGAAAGGGCAACAAUAUAUUCGAAGCAACAGUGGGGGAGGCAUUGGCAUUGUGAUGGUUCACCCUGAUGGAGAUUAUUUUGCUGUAGGUGAAAAGGGCACCAAGCCUAAUAUUAUUAUCUAUGAAUAUCCUUCCCUGAAGCCAUACAGAAUACUGAGAGAUGGGACAGAGAGAGCCUAUAGUUUUGUUGACUUUAACUCGUCAGGCAACCUUCUGGUCAGCGUAGGGGAAUACCCAGAUUACAUGGCCACCAUUUGGAAUUGGAAAAAGGAAAAAAUUGUGCUACGCUCAAAAGCCUUUUCCCAGGAAGUUUAUCGGAUCACCUUCUCUCUGGAAAAUGAAGAACAACUGACCUCCUCGGGAACAGGUCAUAUCAAAUUUUGGAAGAUGGUGGAAACCUUCACUGGACUGAAACUACAAGGUGAACUUGGGAGGUUUGGCAAAACAGCUCUGACGGACAUUGUGGGCUAUGUUGAGUUGCCAGAUGGAAAGGUAAUAUCUGGCUCUGAAUGGGGCAAUAUGUUGCUAUGGGAUGGUGGUCUUAUUAAGGUAGAGCUGAGCAGAAAGGAUGGAAAGCCCUGUCAUCAAGGAUCCAUAAAUCAGUGUGUACUGGAUGAAGGAGAACUUAUCACAAUUGGAAGUGAUGGAUGUGUGCGGGUGUGGGACUUUGAGACCAUUGACACAGCAGAGUCUUAUGACGAGGAUUCCAUAGUAGAGAUGGAACCAAUGAAUGAAUUAACCGUUGGAAGAAAUGUUAACCUCCAAUCCAUGGUGAAAUUCAAAGAUUCAAACCUUAUUUGGUGUGCUCAGGAUGCCAGUGGUAGAAUAUGGAAACUUGACCUCUCGUUUUCAAACAUUACGCAAGAUCCGGAAUGUUUAUUUUCUUUCCACACUGGGGUAAUCCAGGCUAUGGACCUGUCACCACUUACCUAUCUGAUGGCAACAACAGCACUUGACUGCACAGUGCGCAUCUUUGACUUUGUGAGAAAUGAAGAGCUGGUCUCUGUGAAGUACAGGCAAGGUGGAACUGCAUUAACAUGGGGACCACUGGAGCGCUAUCCAGAUGGAAACAUAAUUGUUGUGGGGUUUCAUGAUGGUGUUAUCCGUGUCUUGGAAAUAUAUAAUCCUCAAGACCUGGCUCGAGUUGCUGGCCGAACACAAGUCGGUGAUGCUGAACUUCGACUAAAACAAGCCCUGAAGCCGCAUACAGAGGACGUCACUGCUAUUGCAUAUGAACACAAUGGAGAUAUAUUGGCAACUGGUAGCAAAGACAACACAGUGUUCUUUUUCCAAUUUCGGACUCAGUAUGUGCCAGUGGGAUUCAUCAGAGUGCCGGGACCGGUGGUGAGCUUGGAGUGGUCCCCACAUUCCUAUGAGAGAAACACAUUGCUUAUAUUUUGUGAAAAUGGAUAUGUCGUUCAAGUGGCAUGUCCAGAACUUGAUGAAUUGGACACAACUUUAACUUUUGAGAUUCCCCUUCAGAAACAGUACUACCGUUUCAAGAGCAUCAGGUCCAGCAUAGAGAGAAACUAUGAGCUUGAUCGGAUAAAUCGAAUAAAGGAAGAAAAAGAAAAAGAAAAACAAGAACGGCUCAAAAAAAAGAAGGAAUUGGAGGCACAAAAUCCAGAAUUUACCACUGACGAAGACGAAGAGGAAGAAGAAGAGGAAGAAGGGGAGCCAGAGGCGGAACUCCCAAAGAUCUACAUUCCCCCUCAACCAAGCCCCAUAUUGUGUGGUUUCUAUUCAAAACCAGACACAUUCUGGUUGUCUGUGGGUGAUUAUGAUUGUGGAUAUAUCUACCACUGUAAGUUUUCAGAUAAUCAUAAAAUUAGCGAGGACAUCUCCAAGAGUGAAGAAGAGCCAUUUGCUUUCAUUGCCAUUGAAGAUGCAGCUGAAACCUCUAUCAGAAAAAUGAAAUUCAAUUCGGAAAAGGACCUUCUAUUUUGUGGGAUGGAAGAUGGAGCUGUGCGAAUAUAUUCUAUUAAGGCACAUGAUUACAAACUGAAAUCCAUGCAAGGAUUCUGGAGUCUUAAUGUACAUGACAAUGACUAUGGUCACAUUAAUCAAAUUUGCAUCAGUCACGAUGAACAGUUUCUGCUUACAUGCGGAGCUGAUAGCAACAUCUUUGCCUUCUGUAUUUUUCCUCAAGAGGAAAUUGAUGAAUUAGUCAGUAGAAAGCGAGCCGUCGUGCCAAUUCCUAGGAUGGGUUUUGCACGUGAUAAACUAGCAAAUGAUAUUGAUGAUCCAAAUGCCUACAGUCUUGAAGAUGCUAAACAGAAGGCAGAGUCGGAUCUAAUAUUGAAGCUGGCAGAGGAAAAGAAGGCAAAGAAAAGGGUGGAGUUAGAUAAGCUGCAAAACGACUUCAAGGAACUUCAAAUCAAAAAUGCAGAACUCCCUGAACAUGUCCAGCUCCAGAAAGAGGAUUUUGAAAUUAAUAAAAAGAUUCAAGAAGAGAUUAACAGACAAAUAACUGACCGGAUUGAGUUUGUUUACAAAGAAAUGGCAUGGGAACAAGAGAAGUAUCUAAUUGGCCUCCAAAAACUACAAGCCAGGUUUCGAAAUGCAGUAGAGUAUGACACAAUUAUCGUGCAUUGUUUUGAAAGUGAUCACAAGGUGUCAACUUAUCGAGUCACAUCAUUCUCUGAGAAGUAUCACCAAAUGAAGUUGGACGUGCUGAGAAGGAGCCAACUGCAGGUGGCGCAAAAAAGCAAAGAUAAUCUUUUUAAGGAAAACAAAGGGGCAGGUAUUGAUAAGACUACAGACCAGGACUUGGAAGUUGAUUUAUUGGCAGGGUCACAACAACCUGUAUCAAAGAUGUUUAUUGGAAUUCAACAUGCUGAAAGACUACAAAAUUUGAUUAGCCAAACAGAUAAAGCAAAAGCCAAAAUUGAGCAGAGGAAAAGAGAAUGGACAGAGCUUUAUUUAAGCCAACCUGAUGAUAAUUACGAAGAUCCAAAUGAUGUGCUGGCAAUCAAAAAUGCUCAGGAGCACAUGGGAGAUUUCAAGUUAAAAACAGCUCCUGACUACACUGUACCAGAACAUCUGCGUAUUAAUGCAGAGAAGAAAAGGAACCAGCUUAUUCUCCUUGAGGAACUGAUCCAUGAACUCAAAAGCGAAAUGAGCGAAAAGAUAAUCAGCCUUCGUAACACAAAACUGGAUAUUAUUGAGCAAAUUACCAAUCUAACUAAGGAGCUGGUGUUAAUACAGAUCAAGCUCGAUCCUUCACAACAUCUCCCUAUUCCUGUGGUCCCAAGUAUGUAUCCUGAUGAAAUGCCUGAGAAGAAAUUCCAGUAUGAUCAAGAAAAGCUUUUGGAAUUCAGAGGUGAGAACCUUCCGAGUAAGAAACGUACAAAACAAUACGAGCAGGCAAUUGAGACGGAAAAAAUACCUGGAAAUUCCAACGCAACAUCAGAUAGCACAAAUCAUCAAAUAGAAGGAAGUGCUGUGAAACUCGUAGUGUAUGAAACGGCAGAGCAGUCAAAGUUGGAAGAGGAAAUCAAAAUGAUUGAAGAGAAAACAAAUUUAUACAUGCAAACAGAAAUACUAAGGAAGAUCAAUGAAUUAAUCAAUAACUUUGAUGCAGAGCUGCGGGUUCUUUGCCACCAAAAAUAUAAAUUGGACAUUGCUUUAAAGAUGGCUGACCUGCGGCAUGUUACACUUUUUGAAGAAGUUCUUCUCUUGAAAGAAUUUGAAAAGAGUGAGGACAUUUUGCAGGAUCGUGUCAACCAACGAAUUAAUGAACGGGUGGAAACACAAAUGAAGUCAGAGGAAUGUUUUCAACAACAAGAGGCCAAAAAGCGAGAUAUUGUUAAACAACAAGAAAAGGAGAAAACUCUUUAUACAACCUUCCAGAUAUCUCUGGGUGAAAACAACAGACAUGCUGAUUUCCUCACCAAAGUCUUCAAGAAGAAAAUCAAACGAAGAAAAAGGAGCGAAGCAAAAAUUUCUACAGAGUCAGAUGAUGAGAGUGAAGAAGAAUCAGAUGAAGAUAUGGGCUAUAGUGAUGAAGAGGAUGAAUCAGAUUCCGAUGAUGGUGGAGUGGAUGACACUGCUUGCCCAGAUACGUGUGACCCAGCACUAUUUGACAACACUCUUCAACUUCGAGAGAAACGACUGGAUAUUGAGGAGGCCUUAACAGAAGAGAAAAAAACACUAGAAUUAAUAAAAAAGGAAUAUGAUAUGAUUGCUAAAAAGGUAAAAGUUAUUGAAGGAACAGUCAAAUCUGCAAAAAAUGACCUGGAGGUUUUGCAACGACAGAAACAACAGAAAUUGAAUGAACUCUUUGUGGUUGUUCCUCUAAAACUGCACCAGAUAGAGUAUAUUGUCAAUGGAGACAUGCCAAGUGAUCUAGUGUCUGGGCUGGUCUUCACCAAUCUGGCUUUAACGUCACUGCAGAGGAGGAUCAAAGAAUUGCAUGUGGAGAAGACCGACCAGCGAGAGCUGUAUAAGCAAGCCAGGCAGAAACAUGUCCAGCUUCUCCAAGACAAAGCAGAGAUGGAAGCUGAAAUAGCAGAGUUGGAAAAAAAAUGCUUUGAAGAAAUGAUUCGGAAGUUUGGUCGUGUUGUUGAUCUGGAAGCAUUGCAAACUCUCACAGUGAACAUGACAUUGGAAGAACUGAAAGAGAAGAUUGAUAUCAAUAACAAUAAAUUCCACAGAAAGAUACACAAAGGGAGGUAAGCAUGUGUUUACAGU
Molecule: messenger RNA, 7462 nt
Organism: Leucoraja erinaceus (little skate)
Lineage: Eukaryota; Metazoa; Chordata; Chondrichthyes; Rajiformes; Rajidae
Product: cilia- and flagella-associated protein 44-like
Exons: 32
Coding region: 2381-7447 (1688 amino acids)
Molecular function (GO): protein binding
Source: RefSeq, a predicted model, not a curated record